AUGGCGCCGUCGUGGGUGGGAGGGAGGAGCGCAGUCGCUUGCUCACUGCCGCAUCUGGAGAGGAAGCGCUUGCGGGCGGAGCAGGAGGUGGCCGCGCUACUCGAUGCUGGCCGCUGUGUUGGGGGCGUAGAGGAGGAGGGCGACGCCGGCGGCAGGCCUCUGCGCGGUGCGGCCGGGAGUAGGGAGGAGUGCGGCGCAUGGGGGGAAGUGCGGUGCGGCCGCGAGUGGAGUGCGGUGCGACGCGAGCAAGUAGCGAGCAGGAGGCGACGAGCCGAGUGCGGCGGCGGUAGGGGAGAGGGGGCCUGGCUGUAG
Molecule: messenger RNA, 312 nt
Organism: Miscanthus lutarioriparius
Lineage: Eukaryota; Viridiplantae; Streptophyta; Magnoliopsida; Poales; Poaceae
Source: the annotation of a GenBank genome assembly